UACUGGGUGCACUUGUCGCGAAUAGACUUCCUUUGAUGUUGAUGUAGAAGCCGUCAUGAAGUCUCAGUUGUAAGAUAAAUGCUCAGUCGGUGAAAUAUAGCAAAAAAACAUGUCGCAAACAGAAAACAUUGCUAACUUGGAAGGAUUACCGAAACAGUUUGUGUCUUCACUGAGAAUUCUGUUCGAUAUUUUGGACGAGAAGCGAUCUGGAUUUGUUCGGUUCCAAGAUAUUGAGUCGAGAUGGAACGAGGAGGGGGUGACAGGAUUACCAUUUGGUGUGGUUGAUGCGUUGAGUAAAGUUACCCCUGCUAAUGGUUGUCUGACAUUCGAGAGAUUUGUGUCGGGUUUAAAAUUAGCAUUGUUGACUAGUACCAAACAGAAGAGUCAGUCUUACAAACAUGAGAAAGAAAAUCGUUCAACAGUUAUUCGAUAUGUUGAUAGAGAGUCUAGAGAGCAAGAGGGUGGGGCACCUCCACCCACCCCUCAUCAAUCAAUCUAUGCUGUUCCGACCAAACAGCAUGCUCCGGUCACUGCCACAGUGAAGCCUAAUAAUGCUAUAAAUACAAACUACCGUAGAGUUGGAAGUCAUCAACACAUAAAUGAAAUAAACUCAAAUAAUAAUAUAAUCUCACCACCUAGGCCAUCAAGACCCCCCUACAGACAUCAAGAGAAGGGGGAUGUCCCACCACAGAUUCCACCAAGAGAUAGAAGUCAAGGGAACCGAGUAAUAACAGAACUUAAAAGUUGGCAUCGAGAACAAAGUCGUCCCACGGAACUAGAUGGAUCAAAGUGGGCAGUUGCUGUCAAUAAUAGACAACCUAGAAUCCAUGUAGCAACUAGCAAUAGUCAUUUAUUACAGCCAACCAAAAAUUACCCUUCUUCUGAAUCAAAUACUAUUUAUGCCAAUAUAGAACAAUUCCAAAGAAAACAGAAUGAGGAGAUAAAACCACAAAGAGUCACUAUUCAGAGGAGAAAUUCUGGUCGACGUCAUACUUUGACUAGUGGUGUUGAUUAUAAUAUGGUAACCUCGUAA
Molecule: messenger RNA, 1033 nt
Organism: Patella vulgata (common limpet)
Lineage: Eukaryota; Metazoa; Mollusca; Gastropoda; Patellidae
Exons: 2
Coding region: 110-1033 (307 amino acids)
Source: RefSeq, a predicted model, not a curated record